Messenger RNA from Toxorhynchites rutilus septentrionalis, 1081 nucleotides. RefSeq lists its product as uncharacterized. The coding region runs from base 373 to 852 and encodes 159 amino acids. Gene Ontology annotation, molecular function: hormone activity. The record is from RefSeq and is a predicted model, not a curated record. Gene Ontology annotation, cellular component: extracellular region. The transcript has 2 exons. Lineage: Eukaryota; Metazoa; Arthropoda; Insecta; Diptera; Culicidae.
UGACAAAAUUAAUACAGUUGAAAUGUGAACCAACUUUGCAAAUCUCUCCGAUAGAAAGAAACGAGAAUAACCUUGCGUCCAACUACUCGGAAAGCUUGAAAGCGAAUCGGUACCAAAUCAGCUGUCCGUGUGUGCCCAUGUCUUAAAGCCCGCCUCUAUAUUUAGACGGAAGGUGGAAGAAAUUUUAUGCGUCGGUGUCAGUUCGAAUUUUCUGCCUCGCAAACCAUGGAUGCAGCAAGGCAGGAUGCAAAGGAAAACGCAUACACGCCUAGAAAUAUAUAAAAGAUAUAAUACACAGAACGGCAAUAAACAUUCGCUCGUGAGAACUCGCCGUUGUUCCAUGCGUUCUUAGUUUGACUUAAGUAUUACAGAAUGAAUGACUUCGGCAGCAUUCAUCAGCACCGUUUGUUGCUCAUGGCGAGCGCAGUGAUUAUACUUAGCAGUUUCGCGUAUCCCGCAGCAGCGCAACGGCAGAAAUUCUGCGGACCUAGUUUAGUGAAGGUACUCAAUAUAGUUUGCCUGACGUUUCCCACGUACCACAAACGGAGCACAGGAUAUGCGGAACAGCUGUCCCUUAAUGAAAAUGUGAUGAACAAUGGUGAUUGGCCAUUAAUCGACCAAGACGAUGUGGGUAGAUUGAAUGCUAUCGAACAACUCAGAAGAAUGAUCAUGUUUUUGCCGAAACAUCGAGCCCCGGUGGAUGAUAAUGUUGAGAACCAUACUGAGAUGUCGAAUGCCAUCCCGGGUCGGUUCAGGAUAGCUAAACGUGGCGUGGUCGACGAGUGUUGCGUCCAACCAUGUUCGAUAGAACAGUUGCAAACCUAUUGUGGUUCGCUGAACAACAGAAAAUAAUCAUCGCAGGCCUAAACGAUCGGACCACAGUGGACUACAGACAAGCGUGAGGACAUGUUCUGAUGUUUAUCUACAAUCAUUUUAUCUACCAACAUAUUUUUAAACCAUGUAUACCAAAACAAACAAAUUAAACAGAGUGGAACGCGUACAAAACUACUUACUGAAUGCUGCCAAGCGGAGGACAAAAAUUGAAUAACUGACAUAACAUAAUAAAGAACCAUUUAAGGGC